This is a messenger RNA of Aspergillus caelatus, 879 nucleotides long. RefSeq lists its product as uncharacterized. The record is from RefSeq and is a predicted model, not a curated record. Lineage: Eukaryota; Fungi; Ascomycota; Eurotiomycetes; Eurotiales; Aspergillaceae. Bases 411 to 680 code for a protein of 89 amino acids. The transcript is spliced from 2 exons.
AUAGCACCAUGGUUGUAUUUGAGACAUUUACGCGGCCAGAGAGGGCAGUCAUAGCGGUAGCUCUAUUGGCGCAUGCAGAGGAACACAGCAGUUGCCUAGCGGAUGGCUUCUGACUCUAGUGUGCCCCAUCAUGGAAUACAAACCCAGCCACUGAUGGCGCGUUGAAAUCUAAGGGAGUGCUUCUCAUGACUACAGGCACCAGCAUUAAUGUGGCUCGGAAAUAACGGCGCUGUCCAUAGCUCGCUGGAAACAGGGUUUAAUCCCUCGCACAUGCAUUGCAUGAAUUGGCCUGAGCUAUAAGAUCUUGUUGCAUUAGGUUGCACCGCACUGGAGGGAUGGCUGCAGAUGCAGGAGCAGACCUCCGGAGCUGCCAGGGCAAGUCUGUGCUCUAUUGACUCGAUCUAUGCUCGAUGACGAAAGAAAGCAUACAUGGUGUCAUAGGGGUGCGGAUCUAUUGCCCCAAUAAGUCUCGGCCAUGGCAAAGAGGCUUUGGAUUAAGCCCCUGGGUACGUAUCUUCGGCUCUAUCUACGCGAGGCAAAAGUCUACUACGAAGUGCGGGGUUUAUCUUGUAUUUUGCUUGCUGCUAUCGGGGCGGAUGAAACUGAAACGUAGAACCGUAUCACCUGACAGGCCCUGGUCUAUUUUCAGACUAUCCCUCGUUUUUGGUUACACCGUUUGAAACAUGUCCAUACUUUAAGUGAUGAACCUUCCCGUCUCGCUUCGUUCACUCAAGUGCAGAAAGACAUGUUUCAGCCUCGAGUAAAGGUUGGCACAGACCGUAUACCUGACGAGUAACCUCGUAUACGGCCUGAGACAGUCUUGUUUCUCGCUUGACCUAUUAAAAAAGGUUGCUAAGGAGCUAUCAGCUCCUAUCAGUU